This is a messenger RNA of Engraulis encrasicolus (European anchovy), 3220 nucleotides long. It is a transcript of the gene cpeb1b, whose product is annotated as cytoplasmic polyadenylation element binding protein 1b. The transcript is spliced from 12 exons. The coding region runs from base 29 to 1729 and encodes 566 amino acids. Gene Ontology annotation, cellular component: synapse; nucleus; cytoplasm. NCBI's taxonomy places the organism in Eukaryota, Metazoa, Chordata, Actinopteri, Clupeiformes, Engraulidae. The record is from RefSeq and is a predicted model, not a curated record. Gene Ontology annotation, biological process: negative regulation of cytoplasmic translation. Gene Ontology annotation, molecular function: translation factor activity, RNA binding; mRNA 3'-UTR binding; ribosome binding.
UGAAAAAAAUCAUUUUGUCAACUCAACCAUGGCAUUUUCUCUGAGAGACGACCCUAGCAUCCUCAACAGAUGGGAUUCUGAGGCCACAGCAAUGUCUUCGUGCAGUAAUGCCAAUAUUUUCCGCAGAAUGAAUAGCAUGCUGGGCAACUCUUUGGACCUUACUGGUGUGUGCAACACACCCGGUAGCAGGGGAAGGCGUGACCCUAUGUUUGACCGGCAGGACAACGACUUUGCUGCCGCGCAGGGUAGGAUGCUUUUCCCCAACAACAGCCAGGAACCACCACGGAGGCUGCCCGACAUCAAUGACCUGGGCCUGGGCCUGCAGUCCCUCAACCUAUCUGUGUGGGACCGCCCAUGGAGCAACCAGGAGAACGAGACAGUGCCUCAGUCCAACUCCUCUGUGUUGGGAUUGCUUGGAAGCCCUCUCAACCAGCUGCGCAAGAAGCCAAUGGACUACCACCACGUGAGCGAGGCCAUGGCUGGCCAGCAGGACUUCCUGGAGAAGUUCCCUGGCAUGGCCCGCAUGAACCCCCGCCUGGACACCCGCACCUACCUGGACUCCCGCUCCAGCAGCCCCGUCGACUCCGAGACCAGUGGCUUCAGCUCCAGCUCUGACCACCUGACUGACCUGCUUUCCUCUCUGCGGAUUUCACCUCCCCUGAACUUCGUGAUGUCCAAUAUGCAAAAGGACCAUCUGAAGCUGGCUCUGGGUCAUCGGCUGGACCAGGACAGCUCUCCGCUCACCCCCCCUCCCAGCGCUUCUCCAGUGGGGGCCCUGGCCAAGCGCUGGCCCGGGGCGUCCGUCUGGCCCAGCCUGGACCGCAUGGACACCGCAGAGGACACGUUUAGCAUCGAGCGGGAGGCCAGACUCCACAGACAAGCUGCCGCUGUGAAUGAGGCCUCGUUUACAUGGAGUGGACAACUGCCAGCUAGAAACUACAAGAACCCUGUGUAUUCCUGCAAAGUGUUUCUGGGUGGUGUCCCAUGGGACAUCACAGAGGCUGGUCUAAACAACACAUUCAGUGGCUUUGGCCCUCUGAGUGUUGAGUGGCCUGGUAAGGAUGGCAAGCACCCUCGAUGCCCACCCAAAGGUAAUAUGCCGAAAGGGUACGUGUACCUGGUGUUUGACCAGGAGAGGUCUGUGCGUAGCCUGCUGCAAGCCUGCACCCAGGACCUUCUGCACCCCGACGACCUGAGCGAAUACUACUUCAAGAUGUCCAGCAGAAGAAUGCGUAGCAAGGACGUGCAGGUCAUCCCGUGGGUGAUCUCUGACAGCAACUUCGUGCGGUGCCCCUCCCAGCGUCUGGACCCCAGCAAGACUGUGUUCGUGGGUGCUCUGCAUGGCAUGCUGAACGCUGAAUCUCUGGCCAGUAUCAUGAACGACCUGUUUGGAGGAGUCCUGUAUGCUGGCAUCGACACGGACAAGCACAAAUAUCCCAUCGGAUCUGGCCGUGUCACGUUCAAUAACCAGCGUAGCUACUUGAAGGCAGUCAGUGCCGCGUUUGUGGAGAUUAAAACCCCAAAGUUCACCAAGAAGGUUCAAAUUGACCCGUAUUUGGAGGACUCGAUGUGCCAACUCUGCAAUCGUCAAACUGGGCCCUUCUUCUGCAGAGACCAGAACUGCUUCAAGUACUUCUGCCGCUCCUGCUGGCACUGGCAGCACUCCAUGGAGGUGCUGAGUAACCACCGCCCCCUGAUGCGCAACCAGAAGAGCCGCGACUCCAGCUAAAGCAUCGGCAAAGGGGCGGCGGCGAAGCUUACUGGCCCGGGACGGACGGGACGGCGCCAAAAAACCCACGGAGCAGAGCACGAGUGCUGGCCAGCGCCCCACCCGCGUGGGGAACCAACCGCACUCCCACCAGGAUACAGGACACGGGGAUCCAACACUGUAGAAGGUUCACUUAUUGCACUUGCUACUUUUUUGUGGAUUUUCUUUUUUUUUGGCUUGUUCACAAUGGCACUAUGCACAGGGUUUUUGAAAUUUUAAAAGUUUCUUCUUCGAAAAGUUAGAGCUCGUCUCCAACAGUGAAGUGAUUAAAGUAUAGAAGUCCUCAGGGUCCCAUAGAUGGAUGUUGGAGACUUCAGGCCAUGGUUCAGAUUUUUGUUUUUGUUUUGAAAGCUUUUUUUUCCUUUUAUUUAAUUUACUUUCAUUUAAUUUUUGGUGAGUUCAUCAUUAGAAUGUCAUUGCCUUUCACUUUGGCCAAUGCCAUACAGUGCCUUUAGAUUUUUGUUUCCCCUCCCCUCAUUGCUAGUUGGCUGCUUUUUUUGUUUUUCCCUGUGCAGCCGACUAGCGUUUUUUACUUUGAAAUGCUACUACGUAAUUGAAGCCCAACUGUCAUUUUCCGGACAUUUUUACGCAGUUUUUUACUAAUUUUUACACAGGUUUUAAGUCAUGACAUGAUAACUUUGAACAGAACCCCCCCUACCUGGCAGCAUUUUAAUUUAUCCCUCAGCUUGUCAACUAGAUAUGAUGCAAAUAGGCAAUUUCUUGGUGUUUUUUGUUUUUUUUCCUGAUGACCUGUUUGAUUGAAUUAAUUCAGUAGUUUUUUGCAAUGUACUGCUAUUAAAUCUCACCAUGACAGUUUUGCGAUGUUUCUCACCGCCUGGCAUCGCUUUAACUGGGUUUUAGUCAUUUUGGGAUCAAUUUCAAUUUGCAAAGUCUGAUACUGAAAUGGCCAUCGAUCAUUUUUGAAUGCACAUAGUUUUAUUGUUGCACUUUUUAAUUUGCACUUUGGAGAACGGGGUGACUGGUUUUUAAACACAUUUGUUUUGUACAUCAGCAGGUACUGUCAUGGGCUUUUAACGUAACCCCAGACAGAAAGAGCUGCUUGUUGAAUGUAGAACGUUGUACUUUGCUGGGAACGUAUAGGGAGCCAGGGCAGACCAAAAUGCAGCAUCCUUCCCCCUACCUCCCUCCCUCCCUCCCCUCCACCUGAAACAACCCCCUCUGUUAUUCCUUUGAGAUGUAUGUUCGAGAUCAGCUGUGCCAAAGAUGGUGUCAUUUUUCCAAUCAUGUCACCCCCCCUCCCCUCCCCUCACUUGUUCCCCUCCUCCUCCUCCUCCCCCUCCAUUGUCCCAUGCUGAGCUUGUUGGCCAGCCCAACUGCUGCUUUUUAGAGAUUUGACCGUCUACCUCAUUGUGGUCUGCAAUGUCUGCUGCCUUUACUUACAAGUGUGAAGUAUUACUGUUCAGAUUGGGCACAAUAAAGGUGUUAAGCAUU